UGUUUUCAGGUGUUGAAUGGCAUGCUGAAAGAAAUAUGUUCAGCAUUGCUUGAAGCUGAUGUCAAUGUACGUCUUGUUAAACAAUUGAGGGAAAAUGUCAGGUCUAUCAUUGACUUUGAUGAGAUGGCAGGGGGUCUCAACAAGAGGAGGAUGAUACAGUCAGCAGUUUACAAGGAACUUGUCAAGCUUGUUGAUCCAGGGGUAAAAGCAUGGCAGCCAACAAAAGGUAGAAACAAUGUUAUCAUGUUUGUGGGUCUGCAAGGAAGCGGUAAAACUACCACAUGUACAAAGCUUGCAUAUUACUAUCAGAAGAAAGGAUGGAAGACGUGUUUGAUUUGUGCCGAUACAUUCCGUGCCGGAGCCUUUGAUCAGCUCAAACAGAAUGCAACAAAGGCUAGAAUACCAUAUUACGGAAGUUACACUGAAAUAGAUCCAGUUGAGAUUGCUAAAGAUGGUGUUGACAAAUUUAAGUCGGAGAAUUUUGAGAUCAUCAUAGUGGACACCAGUGGUCGUCACAAACAGGAGGAUUCUCUCUUUGAAGAAAUGUUACAAGUGUAUACAACAGUAUCUCCAGACAAUGUUAUAUUCGUUAUGGAUGCCUCUAUAGGACAGGCUUGUGAAGCUCAGGCUAAGGCCUUUAAGGAGAAAGUAGAUGUUGGUUCAGUUAUCAUCACAAAGUUAGACAGUCAUGCUAAAGGUGGUGGAGCGCUUAGUGCAGUUGCAGCAACAAAGAGCCCUGUGAUAUUUAUUGGUACAGGAGAACAUACAGAUGAUUUUGAACCUUUCAAAGUGCAGCCUUUUGUCAGCAAACUUCUAGGUAUGGGAGAUAUAGAAGGGCUGAUAGACAAAGUCAAUGAACUUAAACUAGAUGAUAAUGAAGAGUUAAUGAAGAAAAUCAAACAAGGUCAUUUCACAUUAAGAGACAUGUAUGAACAGUUCCAGAAUAUUAUGAAGAUGGGACCAUUCGGUCAGAUAAUGAACAUGAUUCCCGGCUUCAGUUCAGAUUUUCUCACAAAAGGAGGAGAGCAAGAAUCUAUGGCUAGACUGAAGAAACUCAUGACCAUCAUGGACAGUAUGAGUGAUGAAGAAUUGGACAGUUUAGACGGUGAGAGAUUAUUUACAAAGCAGGCAGGUCGCACUCAGAGAGUGGCACGAGGCGCUGGCGUCUCUGUUAGGGAGGUGAACGAAUUACUCACACAGUACAAGAAGUUUGCUCAGAUGGUGAAGAAGAUGGGUGGAAUUAAGGGAUUGUUCAAAGGUGGUGAUAUGAGUAAGAAUGUUAAUCCAGCACAGAUGGCAAAAUUGAACACACAGAUGGCAAAAAUGAUGGAUCCGAGAGUUUUACAUCAAAUGGGAGGUAUGCAGGGUCUACAGAAUAUGAUGAGACAGUUCCAGCAAGGAGCCGGUGGAAAAGGAGGCGGGGGCAUGGGGAAUAUGUUCGGAUAAUGUAAAAUUGUGUUCUUUAAAAGCAUCAAAAGUAAACCUCCUUUAUAGCCUUCUGAGUGCAGAGAGACUGUCAGAGAAGAACUAGUCAAGUUUCUUUGACAAAGGCUGGAAAAUACUUCAUGACUUUUUUGUGUAAAAUUUAUAAUUAUGGAGGAUUUUACAAAGUAUACUGAAAUCUCCUCAAGUGAAAAUUUUGUUGCAAAUGAGUGAUGAACUGGAAAGCAUGAAAUCAGAAACUUAUUCAUGUUUUUGAACUUUUAUUUGCCAUAGACUUGGCACACAUUGAAUAUACUACAUAUGGAUGUGCCAUUGUGGGUAGUUAUAAAAUGCAGUAACUUUUGACUUUGUAUAAAACAGUUUUGAACAUUAUGUAAUUUCAUUUUGGUUGUCAAUAGCUAGUGCUACAGAAAAUUUCUGCUGUUUUAUAGCAUUGGAAGUUAUGAGAAACUGUGUUUACUUAUGCGGAAAUCACAAAUUUGAUUCAUAAAUCAGAGGAAUUUUAACAAAUUCAAAAUAGAUAUAAAUGCAGGGGAAUAUUGUGUAUUGUUUUACAAAAUAUUGUUAUAAAGUGCAGACUUUGAAUGUUUGUUUAUAUAGAAAGAUGUUUUUGUUCUUCAAAUUGAACAUUUCUUUUGUUGUAAACUGCCAAUAGUUUACUGUAUUAGUUGCCUUUUAGAGACAGAAGUGUUUUGUGACAUUUUGCAGUGUGAAAUGAAGAUAGAAUUCACACAUUGCAACAUAAAAUUAACAUUUCACAUAAAUUCUAAGGAGAGUCUCUGAUAGUUUGCUGGAGGUAUUAUUAUUAUAUGGAAUUGUAAGAAAACACAUUAUUUAUCAUGUUUGUAUAUUCUGUUUUCAUCAUUUGAGUACUUGAAAUAAAAUGAUGCCAAGUCA
Molecule: messenger RNA, 2340 nt
Organism: Mercenaria mercenaria
Lineage: Eukaryota; Metazoa; Mollusca; Bivalvia; Venerida; Veneridae
Product: signal recognition particle 54 kDa protein
Exons: 13
Biological process (GO): SRP-dependent cotranslational protein targeting to membrane; SRP-dependent cotranslational protein targeting to membrane, translocation
Cellular component (GO): signal recognition particle, endoplasmic reticulum targeting; cytosol
Molecular function (GO): 7S RNA binding; endoplasmic reticulum signal sequence receptor activity; GTP binding
Source: RefSeq, a predicted model, not a curated record